Messenger RNA from Eufriesea mexicana, 2112 nucleotides. It is a transcript of the gene tos, whose product is annotated as Exonuclease tos. Gene Ontology annotation, cellular component: nucleus. The annotation marks the transcript as partial. Gene Ontology annotation, molecular function: DNA binding; metal ion binding; 5'-3' DNA exonuclease activity. The record is from RefSeq and is a predicted model, not a curated record. Gene Ontology annotation, biological process: mismatch repair; DNA recombination. The transcript has 8 exons. Lineage: Eukaryota; Metazoa; Arthropoda; Insecta; Hymenoptera; Apidae.
AUGGGUAUUGCCGGCUUACUUCCAUUUUUAGAAAAAGCUUCAAAAAAAACAAAUAUUGAUCAAUUCUCUGGUGGUGUUGUUGCUAUCGAUUCUUAUUGUUGGUUACAUAAAGGUGUAUUUUCCUGUGCUGAAAAAUUGUCAAUGGGACAACCGACAGAUGCAUAUGUUAAUUAUUGUAUGAAGUUCAUAUAUAUGUUGUUAUCUCAUAAAAUAAAACCAAUUCUUGUAUUUGAUGGAAGACAUUUACCUGCUAAGGCACAGACUGAAACAAAACGACGAGAAAAUAGACAGACAAACCGUCGCAAAGCUAUUGAGCUAAUACAAAUGGGGCAACAUGCAGAGGCAAGAAAUUUACUAAGAAGAUCCAUAGAUGUCACACAUGAAAUGGCUUUAGAAUUAAUUAAACAGUGCCAUAAAAUGAAUAUUGAUUGUAUUGUAGCACCUUAUGAAGCAGAUGCACAAUUAGCAUACCUUAAUAUCAGUGGAAUUGCCGAUGUUGUUAUUACUGAGGAUAGUGACUUAACGUUAUUUGGUUGUAAAAAAGUAUUGUUUAAAAUGGAUAUAAAUGGCAAUGGAUUAUUAGUUAGCCAAGAUAAAUUGCAUCUUGCAAUGGAAGUAAAAUUUGAACAUUUUAGUAUGGAUGAUUUCCGUUAUAUGUGUAUUCUAUCAGGCUGUGAUUAUUUACCAUCUCUCCCUGGUAUUGGAUUAAAUAAAGCACGAAAAUUUAUUAUGAGAAAUACAGACUGUGAUAUACAUACAGCUUUAACUCGAUUAGGAUCUUACUUAAAUAUGAAAUCUCUAGUUGUUACAAAAGAGUACAGAGAUUCAUUUAUAUUAGCAGUUAUUACUUUCAAACAUCAGUUAGUAUUUUGUCCUUUAAAAAGAAAACAAGUUCGUUUAAAUCCACCUAUGUCUGAUGUAACUGAAGAACAAUUAUAUUAUGCUGGUGUGGAAAUAGAUUCAGAUACUGCAUUACAACUUGCAUUAGGAAAUUGUGAUCCUUUUACUCUAAAAGUACUACAUAAUUUUGAUCCUGAUAAAAUACAAAAAAAAGAAUUAUCACGACAUAUUAGUAUUUGGUCAAAAGAAUAUGAAUUAAUACAAAAUCAUUUACAAAAGUCUUCUCAAAAAGACAGUCCCAUGAAUUUGUUUAAUAUUGUUAAUCAGAAAGUGAUUCUCCAUACAAGACCUUUAAGAAAACCUAUUUUGAUGAAACAACAGGAUAAUUCUGAAUGUGAACAAUUGAACCAAAAAGAAAUUUUAGAUGCAUAUGAAUCUAGAAAUGUCAAAGAUACUGAAAAUAAUUCAGAUGUAAAUACUUUUAUUCCUAAUAACAAUGAAGUAUCUCCCAUUUUAAUUAGAAGAACAAAUCCAUUUUCAAAACAGUUACCUAAUAUUAAAACUUCUCCAAGUCUUCUAUUUAGAAGUAAAAGUCGAAUAAAGGGAAGAAACAUAAUGCGUAAACGAACAAUUAUAGAUGAAAAAAUUGUUACAGAAAGUAAAUUUUUUCCUAAAACAAUUACCGAAGAAAAUCAUAUAAUGGAUGACACAUAUACAAACUUAAAUAAUAUCUUAUUAGAAAAAGAAAAUAUGAAAGCAGAUGCAAAUAAUGAAAUAACAAAUAUCAAUUUACAAACUUUAACAGUAUCUAAUGAAGGGAAAAUGAAUUUAUGUCCUAUGGAUAUAGAUGAAGAACAUAAUACAUCAUUUGUAACAAAUGAAUGUAAAGAUGUUGAAUGUUCAAACAUUCUUUUUAAUUGUGAUUUAGAAAAAUCACAUUUGGAUAGUUCAAUAAAUGAAUCACAGACAGUACAUAAUAUAAAUGAAGUACAAAAUUUAAAUACUUCAUUGACAUCAGUAGCUGAUAUAAAUUCCGAUUUUUUAAUUCAACAAGGAGACAUAGAUACUUUAAACAAUAGUUUAUUCAAUUGGUCUGAUACGAAAAUAAGUAUAAAAACAAGUAAUAAAGUUAAACAAAACAAAAGCAACAAUUCUUUAAAUUCUCAUACAUCUGUAAAGAAUAGAAUAAAAACAACAAAUAGUACACGACGAAGCCAACAGCUUAAUUCAAUACAAAAACAACAAAGUUUAUUAAGCAUGUAUGGAUUUGAA